AUGGCUCCUAAGCUACUAACGAAUAGUCUGCAGCAACAAGCUGGCAGAAUCAAGCGAAGUUUGCAAGAUUUUGCUGGGCAGCCUGGGGUUUCGGACGCUUUGCGCAGCAAGAUCCAGGAGGUCAUCGCAACUUUGCAAUCUGAGUUUGAGCAAAGCAUGACGGCGCGCGGUCGGAUAGCCAAGUCGCCGCCUACUGCCCGGCAGCAUCAAAUGAAGGUCGCAACUCUUCGACACAAGAUCCGGCAGUUGCAAGCCGACCUGCAG
Symbiodinium natans is the source of this 264-nucleotide messenger RNA. NCBI's taxonomy places the organism in Eukaryota, Dinophyceae, Suessiales, Symbiodiniaceae. The record is from the annotation of a GenBank genome assembly.